AUGGUUGGCGUUUUAUCAGCUUGUUCUCAUUUAGCAGCUUUGAAUCAAGGGCAGUCGAUCCAUGAUUAUAUUGUGAGGAAUCGAUUGAGAAUGAAUGUGUACGUUGGUACUGCAUUGAUUGAUAUGUAUGCUAAAUGUGGAGACAUUGAUGAGGCAAAACAAGUGUUUGAUACUAUGGGAGUAAAAAAAAAAAAAAAUUGUACAUGGAAUGUAUUGAUUUCGGGAUAUGCCAUGAAUGGAAAAGGCGAGGCUGCAUUGCAGGAUUUUGAUAGGAUGGUUGUAGAAGAGUUUAAGCCUGAUGAUGUUACUUUCAUGGGUGUUUUGUGCGCUUGCAAAACCGUUGAGGAAUGUAGAAGGCGGUUCUCAAGCAUGAUAAAUCAGUUUGGAUUGCAACCGAAGAUUGUGCAUUAUGGGUGUAUGAUUGAUCUAUUUGGACGUGGUGGAUUAUUAGAUGAAGCUAUGGAAAUGAUUCAUUCUAUGAAACUAAAGCCAGAUGCAAUAAUAUGGAGGACACUAGUUCGUGUCUGUAGAUUUCAUGGAAGAGAAGAACUUAGUGAAUUUGCUCUCCGUAAGCUUCUGGAACUGGAACCAACGAACGGGGAAAAUUACGUUUCAAUUGAAAUUGAAAAUGCAGUUUAUGAGUUUAAGGCAUCUGAUCCACUUAAAAUGGGGCAUGAGGUAAUCCAUAAGAUGUUGGAAGACUUGAAGAAUCAGUUGAAAUUAGCUGGUUAUGUGCCUGAAACAGAGAUGGCUCUGUAUGAUAUUAAUAAAGAGGAAAAGGAGCAUAAUCUGAUAUACUUGCAUAUGGGCUGCUAUAUUCAUCUGAACCUACAUUACGGAUAA
This is a messenger RNA of Lycium ferocissimum, 843 nucleotides long. RefSeq names its product putative pentatricopeptide repeat-containing protein At5g40405. Gene Ontology annotation, biological process: RNA modification. Lineage: Eukaryota; Viridiplantae; Streptophyta; Magnoliopsida; Solanales; Solanaceae. Gene Ontology annotation, molecular function: RNA binding; protein binding. The transcript has 2 exons. The record is from RefSeq and is a predicted model, not a curated record. Bases 1 to 843 code for a protein of 280 amino acids.